Mycena indigotica is the source of this 1038-nucleotide messenger RNA. RefSeq lists its product as uncharacterized. The record is from RefSeq and is a predicted model, not a curated record. The coding region runs from base 1 to 1038 and encodes 345 amino acids. The transcript has 8 exons. NCBI's taxonomy places the organism in Eukaryota, Fungi, Basidiomycota, Agaricomycetes, Agaricales, Mycenaceae.
AUGCUCGUCGUGAACUCCGAUGAACAGCUCACAGAAGCGGGCUUCCGCCGCCCGCCCGCGAAGAUUGACAGCGCCCCAAUUUUACACGUUCAACUUCCGCGUGCGAUGAUCGAUGUGUCCAUACAUUCCUCAUGGACAGGCCGGCGGGGUGCUCUCGAAUGCAAUGCAACAAUGUACACUGGCACGGACAGCUGUGCCAAUAUCGACGAGCAUGAGCCGGACUGCGGUACCUAUGAGUGGGCGAAGCUCGGGCUGCACACCGAUACCGUGACACCCCCGGGCCGGGGUCCGUGUGCAAUGAUACAUGUGGCUGGCCUCGAGGAGUUCAUCGCUUCUGAUGUGAUACUUCUGGUGACAAGCACAGGAUGCCGCGUGGGACUCGGAGGCGACGCUCCUUGCUUGCACUCGACCACCAUGUCCCAGACCUACAUCCUCCGGAUCAAUUCAGCACAAGACCCCGAUAGUUUGGAUAACAAACCAGUGAAGACUACAAAGCUCUAUGCUGUUAUCCGCCUUGGAGGCCCAACUGGGCAAGUUCUGAGUGAGACCAAGAAGAUGAAAGGCCCCCAGACCACUCAGUGGAGUGUGAGAGAAGAAAUUAUUGUUGAAUCAAAUGAUGUGAAACUUAAUUUUACACUUUUCCACUGGCACAAAUGGGAAAAGGAUGAUUUGCUUGCUCAGCAGGUAUAUACUGUGCAGGAACUUCUAGACAAAAGUGCCACUGGAGAUUCUGUUCCAUUGGACACUUUGAAUAAGAAUGAUGGAAGCUUUGAGGUGUGGCUCACACCACUGGAGCUGGAUAAUCAAGUGGAACUUCAGAAACAACCUUUGUGGAAGAAGAUCCUUUACAAAAAGGCCCAAAGCAGUGUGAAGGGACUAUCAGCAAUCCUGGAUGUUCUUAAUCCAAUAGUUCCUGCUCCAUUCAAUGCUCCUCUCCAAGUGUUGGAUACAUUAUUUGGUUGGAUCAUUGAAUAUCAGAACAAUAAGGAGGAUUUGGAGGCUUUGGUCAUGACACUUACAGAAGCAGUCAGGGCUUAG